ACCCGGCGGUGGCCGCACUGGCCCGUCGCCCACCUGGCAGGGCUCUCCUAGGCCAGAGGGCAGAGGCCAGGGCCGGCUGGCGUCCCUGGCGGCGUCUGGGGCAGGCGGGCUGGCCCUCGUCCCGCCGCCCCAGGUCUCUCCCGAGAAGGAUCUCUGUCCCAUGUUGACAGCUCCGAAGCCUGGGGCAGCAAGGGCCGCCUGGGCAGAAUGUCACGAUGGACGAGGGGGGCCUACCCCUGCUCCCCGACAGCCUCGUUUACCAGAUCUUCCUGAACUUGGGCCCGGCCGACGUGCUGGCCGCGGGGCUGGUGUGCCACCAGUGGCAGGCCGUGUCCCGGGAUGAGUUCCUGUGGAGGGAGCAGUUCUACCGCUACUACCAGGUGGCCCGCAACGUGCCCCGACACCCAGCGGCCACAUCCUGGUACGAGGAGUUUCGGCGGCUCUAUGACACAGUGCCCUGCGUGGAGGUGCAGACUCUCGAGGAGCACACCGACCAGGUCCUGCACCUUAGCUUCUCCCACUCAGGCUACCAGUUUGCUUCCUGCUCCAAGGACUGCACCGUGAAGAUCUGGAACAAUGACCUGACCAUCUCGCUGCUGCACAGCGCAGACAUGCGGCCCUACAACUGGAGCUACACCCAGUUCUCCCAGUUCAACCAGGACGAUUCUCUGCUGCUGGCGUCCGGGGUGUUCCUGGGGCCCCACAACUCCUCCUCGGGCGAGAUCGCCGUCAUCAGUCUAGACACCUUCGCCUUGCUGUCCCGCGUGCGCAACAAGCCCUACGAUGUGUUCGGUUGCUGGCUCACGGACACCAGCCUGAUCUCGGGAAACCUGCACCGCAUUGGGGACAUCACGUCGUGCUCUGUGCUCUGGCUUAACAACGCCUUCCAGGACGUGGAGUCGGAGAACGUGAACGUGGUGAAGCGGCUUUUCAAGAUCCAGAACCUGAACGCUAGCACCAUCCGCACCGUCAUGGUGGCCGACUGCAGCCGCUUCGACAGCCCGGAGCUCCUGCUGGACGCCGGCGCCCCUGGCGCAGGCCCCGGCUGUGUCUUUGACCUGAGCAGCGACAGCGAGGACCAGGCAGUCGACCCGGGCCCGGCCCGCGCCAAGGGCUUGCGGCGCGUCCUGGAGGGCCGGGCCCAGCCCCAGCCGUCAGAGUGCGCGCUGGAGACCAAGGCGGCCGAGCUGCUGGCCCAGGGCCACACCAAGCCCCCCGAGCGCAGCACGGCCGCCGCCGGCAACAAACUCCUCAUCUUCACCACGGGCUGCUUCACCUACUCGCCGCACCAGAUCGGCAUCAAGCAGAUCUUGCCGCACCAGAUGACCACGGCGGGGCCCGUGCUGGGCGAGGGCCGGGGCUCCGACGCCUUCUUUGACGCGCUCGACCACGUCAUCGACGUGCACGGACACAUCAUCGGCAUGGGCCUGUCCCCCGACAACAGGUACCUGUACGUAAACAGCCGCGCCUGGCCCCGCGGCUCGGUGGUGGCCGACCCCAUGCAGCCGCCGCCGAUCGCGGAGGAGAUCGACCUGCUGGUGUUCGACCUCAAGACCAUGCGGGAGGUGAAGCGGGCCCUGCGCGCCCACCGUGCCUACACGCCCAACGACGAGUGCUUCUUCAUCUUCCUGGACGUCAGCAGGGACUUCGUGGCCAGUGGGGCAGAGGAUCGGCACGGCUACAUCUGGGACCGCCACUACAACAUCUGCCUGGCCAAGCUGCGUCACCAGGACGUGGUCAACUCGGUGGUCUUCAGCCCCCAGGAGCAGGAGCUCCUGCUGACGGCCAGCGACGACGCCACCAUCAAAGCCUGGCGCUCGCCACGCACGGUGCGUGUCCACCAGGCCCCGCGCCCGCGCCCACGCCCCUUCUUCUCCUGGUUCGCCAGCCAGAGGCGCUGAGGGGCGCUGGGACCCACCGAGGAGGCCACGGAGGCCCAUGGCCCUUUUUCGGGGGUUGAGCUGCUGCCCAGAGCGCGUGGGGGCAGAGAAGCUUGCUGCAGAAAUGCCUUAGGAGGGGGGCCCCGCGAGGCCACGGCGGGGGACGGCCUGGCCCCCACCACGCUCGUGCACGCACACCGCCUCCCACAGCUGUGACGCUCAGCCUUGGGCAGCCGGGGCCGUCUCUGGCUGGCUUGGGCUGCACAGGACACUGGGCCCCCGCUCUUCACCCACCCCCUUCCCCUGGGCCUGGGCUCUGGGACAGUCUGCACAACACGUUCCCCUUGGCCAGCCCUGUGGGGCCCUGGCGGUGUUUGCUGGGCCCAGCCUUGCCCAGGGAGCCCAGGCUCCCUCUUCUGGGAACUUCCCAGCGUCAGGGUCGAGAUGCGGGUCAGGCUGCCAUGGGCCAGGCUGCCAUGGGCCCAGGGGACCUGCAUGUCACUGGUUCAGGAUCUGAAUAAAAGGUUGGCAACAGCA
Aethalodelphis obliquidens (Pacific white-sided dolphin) is the source of this 2417-nucleotide messenger RNA. RefSeq names its product F-box and WD repeat domain containing 5 (gene FBXW5). Gene Ontology annotation, biological process: protein ubiquitination. Bases 216 to 1901 code for a protein of 561 amino acids. The transcript is spliced from 9 exons. The record is from RefSeq and is a predicted model, not a curated record. Gene Ontology annotation, cellular component: Cul4-RING E3 ubiquitin ligase complex; SCF ubiquitin ligase complex. Gene Ontology annotation, molecular function: protein binding. NCBI's taxonomy places the organism in Eukaryota, Metazoa, Chordata, Mammalia, Artiodactyla, Delphinidae.